CACAACUUUCUUCUUCUCCUAUACAUAGAUAAUUAGAUACACACAUCUAUAUCUAUACCUAUAUGUCUUCAUGUAUUUGUACUCAUUCACCCCAGAUUUGAUUCCCCCUUUAUAAUUCCCUUUUUUAACUCAACCCCCCAACUCUUGCUUUAUAAAUCCUUUCCAAAAAUAAUUCCCCCAAAAUCUUUUCUUUAUUUCUUGAUGCUCCUUUUCUUCUUUAAAAAACCCAAUUUUUUUUCAAUAAAAUUUAUCAAAAACACAAUUCGAUCUACUUCAACUCUAUAUAUUCAACAUCAAAAUCAAAAACCCAUUUCAAUUUUCUCAACAUUUUCAUCAAUGUCUACAACUUCAAAAAGCCCAAAUGAAGAAGAAAGCACUGCAAAGCGUUUUUGGGAUAAAUUUAGUAAAGAAUCAAUUUUGACACUUUAUACUCCUUUUCUUGUUUCUUUGGCUUCUGGUAGUUUAAAGCUUGAAACUUUUUCACAUUAUAUUUCUCAAGAUGUUCACUUUUAUAAAUGUUUCGCUCAAGCAUAUGAAUUAGCUGAAGAGCGUGCAGAUGACGAUGAUGUUAAGGUGUCGAUUAACGAAUUGAGAAAACGGGUUCUUAAAGAGCUAAAACAUCAUGGGUCUUUUGUUCAAGAGUGGGGUCUUGACUUCUCAAAAGAAACAACUCCAAGUGCUGCAACCACAAAGUACAUGAAUUUCUUGUUGGCAACUGCAUCCGGGAAAGUUGAAGGAGUUAAAGGUCCUGGAGAACUCGCCACCCCUUUUGAAAAAACAAAAGUUGCUGCAUAUACACUUGGUGCAAUGGCACCCUCCAUGAGGCUUUAUGUAUUUCUUGGCAAGGAGCUCAAGUCUCUUGUAGAUGCUAAUGGUGAUGACCACCCAUACAAGAAAUGGAUUGACAAGUAUUCCUCUGAAGUAUAUCAGGCUGCAAUGCUCCAGAUUGAAGACUUGCUAGAAAAAUUAAGUGUUUCUUUGACGGGUGAAGAGCUUGAUACCAUGGAAAAACUUUAUCAUCAAGCAUUGAAAUUAGAGAAGGAAUUUUAUUUAGCCCAGCCUGUUGAUCAGCAGACUGUUCUUCCAUUAUCAAAGCAGCUUAUUCCUUCUGAACACCGUCUUAUGAUUUUUUCUGAUUUCGACUUGACAUGCACAGUGGUGGAUUCAUCUGCCAUAUUGGCUGAGAUCGCAAUAGUUACUGCACCAAAAGCUGAUCAAAGUCAACCUGAGAGUGAAGGUCAAAUUGCUAGGAUGUCCUCGGCUGACUUGAGAAACACAUGGGAAGUACUCUCAAAACAGUACACAGAAGAGUACGAGCAGUGCACAGAAAGUAUAUUGGCUAAUGAGAAAGUUGAGGACUUCAAUUAUGAGAGGCUGAAGAAUGCACUGGAACAGCUAUUGGAGUUUGAGAGAAGGGCAAACAUGAGAGUGAUUGAAUCGAAUGUACUCAAGGGUUUGAAUAUUGAAGAUAUUAAACGUGCUGGUGAACGUCUUAUUCUCCAUGAUGGUUGCAUGGGUUUCUUUCAAAACAUCACCAAGAACGAAAAUCUAAAUGUGAAUGUCCAUGUCUUGUCCUAUUGCUGGUGUGCUGAUCUUAUUAGGUCCGCCUUCUCCUCAGGGGGCAUACAGAGUAUGCACAUACAUGCGAAUGAGUUUGAGUAUGAAAACUCUCUAUCCACCGGAGAAAUCAUCAAAAAGGUCGAGUCCCCCAUUGACAAGCUUCAGGCUUUUACUGACAUACUGAAAGACAGUGACCAAAGUGACAAAAAGAAUCUAACAAUUUACAUUGGCGACUCGGUUGGUGACUUACUUUGCCUGCUUGAAGCUGACAUAGGCAUUGUUAUUGGGUCAAGUUCAAGUCUCAGAAAAAUUGGAAGCCAUUUUGGUGUUUCAUUUGUUCCAUUGUUUCCUGCUUUAAUCAAGAAACAGAAAGAGCAUGUUGAUGGAAGUGAUUUUAGUUGGAAGGCGCUAUCUGGCGUGUUAUAUACAGUUUCUAGCUGGGCUGAAGUACAUUCUUUCAUCAUUGGUUCUUGAAAACCCUGUUUUAUGUGUAGUUAUAGCACAAAGAGGAGGCAUCUUUACAUAUAAUAGAACGAAGAUGCAACUUCUCAUGGCUGUUUAUUUUUUAAUUUUGGGCCAUCUAUAUUCAUAAUCUUGCGUAUUUUCAUCUCACAACAGGAUUUUUCUGUUUAUAUACGAAUGUCGUCAUAUGGGCUAAGAGUUCUUGUUGCAGAGAUGAAUACUUUCAGAAGCUAGGAGGAUCUAUUGUCAUAAUUCAAAGUUUUGAGUUUUGUUUCUUCUCAAUAUACAAAUUCCGAUUAAAAUUUUUGGUUGGUAAAUAUGUGAAAAUCUAGUAGUGGACCUUUUGGGAAGCCUUCGGUUGCACCAGAUUGUUAUUUUUCUGAUUAUAUGGUAAUGCUGGAAAAGUUCUCGUUA
Messenger RNA from Erigeron canadensis, 2436 nucleotides. RefSeq names its product bifunctional TH2 protein, mitochondrial-like. Gene Ontology annotation, cellular component: cytosol. The transcript is spliced from 7 exons. The record is from RefSeq and is a predicted model, not a curated record. NCBI's taxonomy places the organism in Eukaryota, Viridiplantae, Streptophyta, Magnoliopsida, Asterales, Asteraceae. Bases 202 to 2034 code for a protein of 610 amino acids.